CUUCCCUGUCCGCCCCUGCCUCCCGGAGACGCUCCUAUAAAAGGGCUGAGCAGCUCCGCUCCUCUCACUGGGGGUGUGAGGAGCAGGGGGGACCAUGGACUUCUUCAGCAUUCAGCAGUUGGUAAGUGGAGAAAGAGUUGAAAGGAAAGUGUUGGGGUCUGGAUAUGGAGUUCCUGAUCCCGGAGGCUGGCCUGGUGACUGGAGGAUGGGAUCCCAAGAGGCUGUGGCCCAGGAGAAGCUGAAAUUGGAAGAAGAGAAGAAGAAGAAACUGGAAAGGUUUAACAGUUCCAGACUUAAUCUGGAGAACAUGGCUGACUUGGAAAACUUAGUUCAAAGACGGAAAGAAAAGCGACUGAGACGCAGAGUCCCCCCCAAAAAACCUGAGCCCGUGGUUAAGCCCCAGGCCCAGGUGGAGACUGUGGACCUGGAGAUGUUCCUGAAGGCAGCUGCUGAGAACCAGGAUGCCCUGAUCGACAAGUUCCUGACAGACGGAGGGGACCCCAAUGCCCAUGACAAGCUCCACCGCACGGCCUUGCACUGGGCCUGCCUGAAGGGUCACAGCCAGCUGGUGAACAAGCUGCUGACGGCGGGCGCCACUGUGGACGCUCGGGACUUGUUGGAUAGGACACCCACGUUCUGGGCCUGCCGUGGAGGACACCUGGACAUCCUCAAACAACUGCUUAAUCAGGGAGCCCGGGUCAAUGCCCGGGACAAGAUCUGGAGCACCCCCCUGCACGUGGCUGUGCGUACCGGGCACUCUGACUGCCUGGAGCACCUCAUCGAGUGUGGUGCCAACAUCAAUGCACAGGAUAAGGAAGGGGACACAGCCCUCCACGAGGCUGUGCGGCACGGCCACUACAAAGCCAUGAAGCUGCUGCUGCUCUACGGGGCCAAGCUGGGAGUGCAGAACACGGCCUCCAUGACCCCAGUGCAGCUGGCACGAGACUGGCAGCGUGGCAUCCGGGAAGCCCUGCAGGCCCACGUGGCGCAUCCCCGCACCCGGUGCUGACCACAGCGCC
This is a messenger RNA of Carlito syrichta (Philippine tarsier), 1019 nucleotides long. RefSeq names its product ankyrin repeat domain 23 (gene ANKRD23). Gene Ontology annotation, cellular component: nucleus. Gene Ontology annotation, molecular function: transcription cis-regulatory region binding; protein binding. Gene Ontology annotation, biological process: positive regulation of transcription by RNA polymerase II. Bases 95 to 1009 code for a protein of 304 amino acids. The record is from RefSeq and is a predicted model, not a curated record. The transcript has 9 exons. NCBI's taxonomy places the organism in Eukaryota, Metazoa, Chordata, Mammalia, Primates, Tarsiidae.